Mya arenaria is the source of this 3305-nucleotide messenger RNA. Its product is annotated as dnaJ homolog subfamily A member 1-like. The transcript is spliced from 9 exons. Gene Ontology annotation, biological process: protein refolding; response to heat. Bases 179 to 1393 code for a protein of 404 amino acids. The record is from RefSeq and is a predicted model, not a curated record. Lineage: Eukaryota; Metazoa; Mollusca; Bivalvia; Myida; Myidae. Gene Ontology annotation, molecular function: Hsp70 protein binding; ATP binding. Gene Ontology annotation, cellular component: cytoplasm; cytosol.
AUUAUUGAGCAGGAUUAACCAGUGCAUGUUUCUAGAAAACUCGAGGGCGUUCGGUUGCUUAUUUUAACGAAUCGAAAGUACUGAUCAUUACAGACGAUACUUUAUUACUGUUACAAAGUAAAAGACAAGAAAUAAACCUGUUUCAAAAGAUUUAAAGUAAAUUUUAAAACAAUCCACAAUGGUGAAGGAGACUGCAUACUAUGAUGAACUUGGAGUUAAGCCAAGCUCUACACCAGAAGAGAUAAAGAAAGCUUACAGAAAGCUGGCUUUAAAAUUCCACCCUGACAAACACCCAGAAGACCCAGAAAAGUUCAAGCACAUCAGUCAGGCGUAUGAAGUCCUGUCCGACCCUAAGAAGCGUGAGACGUAUGAUCGUGGUGGGGAGGAAGCCAUUAAGGGUGGUGGUGGUGGUGGGGGCGGGGGCUUCGACUUCCACUCACCCAUGGACAUUUUUGACAUGUUCUUCGGUGGUGGCCGAGGUAGACAGAGGGGUCCGGAGAAGGGGAAGGACGUGAUCCACCCACUUAAGGUGUCUCUGGAAGACCUAUACAAUGGAGCCACCAGGAAACUCUCUCUUAAGAAGAAAGUUAUCUGUUCCAAGUGUGAAGGGCGUGGUGGGAAGGAGGGAGCAGUAGAGAAAUGUCCAACAUGUAAAGGACAGGGCAUACAGGUUCAUAUACGACAGUUGGGUCCGGGGAUGGUACAACAGAUGCAGUCUGUGUGUACCGAGUGUGGAGGCAAAAGGGAGAGAAUCAACCCCAAACUCCGCUGUAAAACUUGCCUUGGCAAAAAAACUAUAGAAGACCACAAGAUACUUGAGGUCCAUGUAGAUAAAGGUAUGAAGGAUGGAGAGAAUAUCCGGUUCACGGGUGAGGGGGACCAGGAACCAGGUCUCGAGGCGGGGGACAUUAUCAUUGUACUUGAUGAGAAGGAGCACUCACGCUUUAAGCGGAACGGGUCUGACCUGAUUAUGGACAUGGAGCUACAGUUGGUGGAGGCCCUGUGUGGCUUUCAUAGGACCAUUGAGACCCUGGACAAACGAUCACUCGUUAUCUCUUGUCUCCCUGGUGAGGUAAUCAAGAAUGAUGAUAUCAAGUGUGUGCUGGGUGAGGGUAUGCCUGUGCACCGGGACCCAUUCACAAAGGGCCGUCUCAUUAUUCGCUUCAAGGUCAUAUUCCCGAAGAGCGGAACCAUCCCUGCAGACAAGAUCCCCCAGCUGGAGAAGUGUUUCCCUCCCCGAUCAGAGAUCAUUGUCCCAGACGGGGCCGAGGAGCACUCCCUCGUAGACUUUGACCCUGAGGAGCAGCGCAGGCGGGGACGCCAUGGGGAGGCAUACCACUCUGAUGAAGAGGAAGGGCCAGGUGGACAGAGGGUGCAGUGUGCAUCACAUUAAUGAUUAGACAGUUUUAGGAUGUGUGGGUGGGUCAGCUUGUUUGUAUGUGUAGUGAUAAAUAUGAAGUAUUUUAUUGGCACUUCAGUGUUGUCUAUGGAUGUAUGGCAACAAUUGUACAGUGAACAUACCAAUUUUCAAUGAAAGAAUGGCUCUAAUUGUACAGAACUGAUCUGCAGCAGCUGUUGGUAUAGUUCAGCAUUCUUCACAACUUGCUCAGAAAUAUUCAUUUUACACUUUACAGACAUGUUUACUUGUCUGGAAGCAGGUUUUUUAAGGUAUAGAUUCCUAAUUAGAUUUUAUCAAAUUUGUCUAAUAUGCUGUUUUUAAAAGCAACAUAUGUACAGGAAAUUAUUAAAUUCAGACCUUGAUGAGAAAUCUAGCCAUUUUACAAUGAACACUGAAACAGAUGUUUGUGAAAAAAUAGUUUAUUUUUGUUUCAUAAAUUAGGUAGAUUGUUUUAACUAAUUCUGAGCUUUUUGUGACUACAGAACUGUAUGUUAACUAGUGUUGACUGUGUAUAUAAACUGAUUGACUGUGUACUGAAAGUAAUUUUAUUUUCAGAUUGUGUUUUGAAUUAACUGUUAUCAAUGUAUUAAUCUUUAUACUUGAGGCAUCUCAUGUACAGGUGUGUGAAUAUUUUAACUAUCACGUAUACAGGUGUAUGUUGGAUGGCGGCUGACCCCAUAUACAGGUGUAUGUUGGAUGGCAGCUGACCCCAUAUACAGGUGUAUGUUGGAUGGCGGCUGACCCCAUAUACAGGUGUAUGUUGGAUGGCGGCUGACCCCAUAUACAGGUGUAUGUUGGAUGGCAGCUGACCCCAUAUACAGGUGUAUGUUGGAUGGCGGCUGUCCCCAUAUACAGGUGUAUGUUGGAUGGCGGCUGACCCCAUAUAUACAGGUGUAUGUUGGAUGGCGGCUGACCCCAUAUACAGGUGUAUGUUGGAUGGCGGCUGACCCCAUAGGAUUUUGGUAUUAUUCAAAAGGGUUUGAUGUGUAGAAAAAGAAGCUGUAAAAGUAAUACUCGAACAAAUAAGUCAAAUUAGCUUUUUGGCCUUGACAAAAUUUAUUAGUGGGUCAGUUCACAAAUGAUUUCAUUGGAAAUAAAGAAUAUUCACAAACUGCAAUAACUUUUGUCAUUUAGCAUUUUUUUUCAUAAUUCAACAUUUUGUUGGCAAACAAAAUACCCUUUCAAAUUAUACCAAAAUUGAUUGGGUCACCUUACAUAAAAAAAUCAACAUAAAUGCCAAUGAUGCGAUAAAAUAACAAACACAUUUGUUAAAUUGAAGCACUGUUUUCAUCAUUAAACGUUAUACAACAUUUCUCAUAGUCGGGUUCUUUUUAAUCAUUUGCUGAAGUUGUAGCUCAAGAGAGCAUAAUAAUUGUUGAACACAUUCCUGUAAAAUUCACCUACCAUACUAAAUCCACUUGUAUAACUUUCUAUGUAUUGUUGAAUUUUGACCAAAACUACUAAUUUGUAUUCAUUUGAGUUGUUUAUGUGAUUCUCAUGUUUUAAUAAAGAAAGCCAAAAGCCAAAACACAGUCAGUACUCUCAGUAUUUGAAAUAGAUCAGAGAUGAUGUACUAAUAAUGAUGAUCAUAGACUGAAUGGCUUUACCUUUCUGAGUUCACCAAUAUUGCAUCACUGUUGCAGCCCAUGUCCAGCUGGACACAGCCUGACUCAUGGCAAGUUCAGUUCGAACGCAUGCUUUUUGCAACAGAACAAUAAGAUUAAUCUUAGACAGAAACUUGCAUUUCAACCUCUGAAUAUUUUGGAAAACUGUUUUAGGCUCUGUUUUUCAAUAUUUGCAUUGCCCUGUGUACUAUGGUAGACAUUUUUUCAUUCGCAUAUUGUACAUUUUGUUUGUCUUUUUUUCGGAGUUGUUGUACACUUAAUAAACUAUGAAUAAAUCAAGA